CCACGCCAUGCCGGCGCUCGCGGACGAGGACUUCAACGCAGCCGCCGCUGGCCUCGCGCCCAGUGCCUCGGCGCUGCCCGGCACGUUUGCAUUGCCCGCCACGGAUGUGAGUGCCUGAGACUGCGCUGUGGCUCUUCGCGCGUCCGCCUGUUGAUGCGGCAGCGCUCACCACUGCGCCCGCGCACGCAGCCCGGACGCUUCCUGUCGCAGUACACCGACGUCGACUCGUCAAAUCCCGGCGCGCGCAUCAAGCUCAACCACGGCACCACGACGCUUGCGUUCCGCUUCAAGGGCGGCAUCAUCGUUGCGGUCGACUCGCGCGCCACUGCCGGCAGCUACAUUGCGUCCGGCACGGUCAAGAAGGUCAUCGAGAUCAACCCGUACCUGCUCGGCACCAUGGCCGGCGGCGCGGCCGACUGUCAGUACUGGGAGACGUACCUCGGCACGCAGUGCCGCCUGCACGAGCUGCGCAACAAGGAGCGCAUCUCGGUUGCCGCGGCGAGCAAGUACCUGAGCAACCUGGUGUAUGGGUACAAGGGCAUGGGCCUGAGCAUGGGCACGAUGAUCUGCGGCUGGGACAAGACGGGCCCCGCGCUCUUCUACGUCGACUCCGACGGCACACGGCUGAAGGGCGACGUCUUCUCCGUCGGCUCGGGCUCCACCUUCGCCUACGGCGUGCUCGACCAGGGUUACCACUGGGACCUCGAGGACGCCGAGGCACAGGAGCUUGGGCGUCGUAGCAUCUACGCCGCCACACAUCGCGACGCAUACUCGGGCAACAGCAUCAACCUCUACCACGUGCGCGAGAACGGCUGGGAGUUCAUCGCGAACUACGACGCGGCAGCACUCCACUACGACGGCCCCGGCGACGUGCCUGGCGCCCCGGGCGGCGGCUACGGCUGGGCUGUGCGGACGGAGGGUCUCUCGAGCAAGCUCGAGGCCACCGCCGGCCAGCAAGAGGCGGGCCAGGCCGGCGCGCUGGCAGACGCCCAGCCGCUCAGCGCACAGGUGCAGCCGGGGCAAGCAUGAUGAAUGACACUGCAUCUGUUCGUCUCGCUCUGUCUCCCACCAGUGUGCACGCUGGUGGGGUGGGUGCGAGGGAUCUCGGCCGCUUGAUGACGGGCUGGCGACAACCCUAUGCUUCAGCAGCGCUUAGGCGGCUGUCCGGGCGCAGUCGUCCUCCACAUCGCUACAGCCAGCUCUAUAGGGCUGUCACGCCGCCUGACAAGCUGUAG
Molecule: messenger RNA, 1235 nt
Organism: Tilletiopsis washingtonensis
Lineage: Eukaryota; Fungi; Basidiomycota; Exobasidiomycetes; Entylomatales
Product: putative PRE2-20S core proteasome subunit
Exons: 5
Coding region: 154-1029 (291 amino acids)
Cellular component (GO): proteasome core complex
Molecular function (GO): threonine-type endopeptidase activity
Source: RefSeq, a predicted model, not a curated record